Molecule: messenger RNA, 4691 nt
Organism: Thunnus maccoyii (southern bluefin tuna)
Lineage: Eukaryota; Metazoa; Chordata; Actinopteri; Scombriformes; Scombridae
Gene: tgfbr1b
Product: transforming growth factor, beta receptor 1 b
Exons: 9
Coding region: 69-1595 (508 amino acids)
Biological process (GO): nervous system development; protein phosphorylation; activin receptor signaling pathway
Cellular component (GO): activin receptor complex; plasma membrane
Molecular function (GO): transforming growth factor beta receptor activity, type I; SMAD binding; ATP binding
Source: RefSeq, a predicted model, not a curated record
AUCAGCGCCUACCUUCCUCAGCGCAGGGAGAAGUUAGCAGUCGGCUGCCAGUCUGGUCCGUAGCCACGAUGGAUGCAAUACCAUGCUUUCUGCUCGUCCUCCUGUUCGGGACAAGGAUACAAGAAAACACCGCCCUUCAGUGUUACUGUGAGCGCUGCAGUGCCAACUCCAGCUGCACGACAGAUGGCGUCUGUUUCGUCGCCAUUCGCAAGACGGGCUCCCGACUGACCACCGAGCAGCGCCAGUGCGUACACGAAAACGAACUGAUCCCACGAGACCGACCCUUCAUCUGCGCCCCGUCCGUCAAACACGACACAGGCAUCUACCCGAUGUGCUGUACCACCAACUACUGCAACAAAGACCCCGACCUCUCCGUCUUCCCCACAGUCUCGACAGUCCAGCCCCCUCCUCUGGGUCCUGUGGCCCUCGCAGCGGUGAUUGCCGGCCCGGUGUGUGUGCUCUGCCUGCUGCUGGUUUUGGCGUUCUACGUUUGCCACAGCCACAGGGGUCUAGGAGCCGGUGGGGCUGGGGCCCACCAUCACCACCACCACCGGGUGCCCAACGAAGAGGACCCCUCCAUGGACCACCCCUUCAUCACUGUCGGAACAACGCUGAAGGACCUCAUCUAUGACAUGACCACCUCGGGCUCUGGAUCAGGCCUGCCACUGCUGGUCCAGAGGACCAUCGCCAGGACCAUCAUCCUGCAGGAGAGCAUUGGUAAGGGGCGUUUCGGGGAGGUGUGGCGGGGUAAAUGGCGUGGUGAAGAGGUGGCCGUGAAGAUCUUCUCCUCCCGCGAGGAGCGCUCCUGGUUCCGGGAGGCUGAGAUCUACCAGACUGUGAUGCUGAGACAUGAGAACAUUCUGGGCUUCAUCGCUGCUGACAACAAAGAUAACGGGACAUGGACUCAGCUGUGGCUGGUGUCAGACUACCAUGAACACGGCUCCCUGUUUGACUACCUGAACCGCUACACCGUCACUGUGGAGGGCAUGAUCAAACUGUCCCUGUCCACAGCCAGCGGCCUCGCCCACCUCCACAUGGAGAUAGUGGGCACGCAAGGUAAGCCAGCUAUUGCCCACAGAGACCUGAAGUCAAAGAACAUUCUGGUGAAGAAGAACGGAACCUGCUGCAUCGCCGACCUGGGUCUAGCUGUCCGCCACGACUCAGCCACCGACACCAUCGACAUCGCUCCCAACCACAGAGUGGGAACCAAAAGGUAUAUGGCUCCAGAGGUGCUGGACGACUCCAUAAACAUGAAACAUUUUGAGUCUUUCAAGCGAGCUGACAUCUACGCCAUGGGGCUGGUCUUCUGGGAGAUAGCUAGCCGCUGCUCUAUGGGAGGUAUUCAUGAGGACUACCAGCUGCCCUACUACGACCUGGUUCAGUCAGAUCCAUCAGUAGAGGAGAUGAGGAAGGUGGUUUGCGAGCAGAAGCUUCGACCCAACAUUCCCAACCGCUGGCAGAGCUGUGAGGCGUUGAGGGUGAUGGCGAAGAUAAUGAGGGAGUGCUGGUAUGCCAACGGUGCCGCCCGGCUCACUGCGCUCCGAAUCAAGAAAACCCUGUCUCAGCUCAGCCAACAGGAGGGAAUCAAGAUGUAGACACAACUACCAAACACACACACACCCACACACACCUCUGACUGACAUCCAUAUCGUUAGCAUUACAACAUUAUUAUCUUCAUUAUUAUUCAUCGAUUGUUCCUCCCCUUUGGUUUGGAAGGGAAGUGAAGACUUUUUAUUCCCCUUGUGUUCUUUUUUCUUAUCCCAAUUUCAUUUGUUGACAAACUGAUGAGUCCUGCAUCUAAAACUGAAAAGCAGUGUGUGUACAGUAUGUGUGUGUGUGUCACACUGGGCUCACAAACACACAUGAAUGGGUGGAUAAAAAGGAUAGAUGGAUGGAUGGAUCUGAUGAGGGCUGGCUGUGCCUGAAGGGAAUAUCAGAGGCAUUAAAGGAAGCCUUCACUCAUUAUCCUCCAUCUUCCUGUACUCAUUACAUGAAGUCUCUGAAAGACCCAUCGAUGCAACCAGUGUCCAUCUCAAGUCCCGCCUCCACCGCUCAUCGCACACCCAACCAAUAAGAGCUCAGACCUCAUCAGGUAAACUAAAGACCAGACAGGCAGCUGGGAAUCACCUAGGAGACCUCUGAGCUGCCUCACAUCUUCAUUAUCAUGCCCUCAUUUGUAUAUUAGCAUUUCAUCCUUCACUUCAGUUAAGCUACUCUUCAGCAGGGCUGCAAGUCCUUCAUUUCCAUUUUUUGAAUAAUCUUUAAUCAAGGAAUAUUCACAUUUCCUCUGAUAUAAAAACACAAAAAAUGUGUAAAAAAAAAAAAAUAAUCUAAAUGUUACUUUUUGAUGGAUCUAGACAAUAUGUGCUGUCACAUUAGGGCCAUACAGAGACUUUUACAAAUGUACCACAAACAUACUGUACAUUCUUUAAUGAAUGGAACUAUGUGCACUGCUCCCACAACACUCAUGUUAUUAAGCUGAUUGUUACAGGAGCUUGGCUUUACACUGAUUGGCACAGCUGGCCCUUUCUAAUUGCAGGGGUUCAUGAAAGCAAAAGAAAUUCUCUGAAUAUUAUCAUAAGUAUGUAAAGUAAAGAAAGGUGUGAGGAAUGCCUGAUCAUUACUGACUACUUAAUGUUGAAAUUCAAAUACCACUGAAAUAUUUUACUUUGAAAAGCAUUUACCUGGAUGCAUUUGAAUAUUUUGAAUUCAGUCGCUCAUUUUUGGAUCAAAACAUUCAAGUCAAGUCCUAAAAUUAAGUUGCUCAGAGUGAAUUUUUGUUCAGAUGAGCGACACUUAAAAUAUUUAUCUGAAUUUUUUUUAACUUGAAUCAAGUCUUUAAAAUUGAAAAACUUGGAAUAAAGUAACCAGAUAAAUUCAGACAGAAGGUCAUAUAUAAUUGUUAUCAUAUGCUUUAAAUUCAGUCUUCUUUCAAUUUCAGCACUCAGUAGUGGUUAAACUUUACAUUUAGGAGUUAUGUUGUGUAUACAAUUGAAAUUAUGGCCUGUUUUGGCUUCCAUAUAGAGGAAGUGAAUACAGCAGUUUAACAUUGACUGCUGUAGAAUGUAUUUAAUGGCAGCGAAUGGAACAAUUAACCUGUUUCUCUUUUGAUUUUAACUCUAAGAAAUCACAUUCAGUGUGUUUAUAAAAUAUUCAGAAGAUAAGAAUUUUUUUCUUUGCUGUUGUUCUGCUGCUAGAAAAGACAGCAUCAGUUCCUCUUAAUCACCGAGCUAACAGUGAUUCAACCAUGAUCAGUAUCAUUUCAGAGAGUAAAGAUUAUUCAAGAAAUGUAACCAUUUUUCAAUGUGAAUUCAUCACAGUUGGGUGCAGCCCUGCUCUUGAGUCAUGUGACAGUAGCACUGGGGACUGAAGCAAGGACCUGGGGGUUAUGGGACGGUCUGUAAGCUACCCUGUGGGGUCCAGACAAAACGUUGGCUUCAUCUGUUCUUCAUCUAGUCGAGUUGUGAGCAGAAUCUCUCAUCUCUGCAACAAUUUUGCACCUGUUUUUUUUUUUUUUUUUUAAACUGUUGUUAUUUCCCCGUCUCCCCUCGGUAUUAUCAGGGAGUCGGACAGGUCAGUUUAAUUUAUUAUGGUUUUUUUUCUUUCUGGUGGCAGGGGAUCUUUUUUGCAAAACUAAACUGGACAUGAUGACCUCAUUCAUUUUUGGUGAACAUGCUGCAACAUAUGCAAUAUACAGUAGAUAAAUGUGUCUAUUUUCUAUACUCUGCUCUGCUAAACCACAAACAGCAAGAACAACAACACCAACAACAAUCAGCUGCCACCAUGCCUUCCAAGCCAGCUGUUACCGGAAAGUGCCAGUGCUUUAAAAACCCAACUCCUCUCAUGUCGGCUGCUGUGGAGCGUUUGUUUCUCGCAUGUAUGCAGCUCUGUGCGCGUGUGCGUGUGUGUGUGCGUGUGUGUGUGUGUGUCAGAGGAGGCCUGCAGGAGCCCUGCCGAGCAUAUAACAGCUUUUACUAUGCACACCCAAGAAGUAGGGACGGAAAGCAAGAAGGGACACACCGCACGGCACAGCACCCACAAUCCAGCCGACUCUGGUGCCAUUUCGUCAAACCCCACCACCUGAACACCUGACCACCUCAGCAACAACUCAUCGUACAGCUUGUCCUCCCAGUGGACUGAGUCUGGAAACUGAGCUUCAGCACCUCAAACUGUCUUUAGUUGGAAAAACCGUUGCCACAAAAGCUCAUGGUGGCUUUCAAAAAGAGACACAAAGACUUGUAAGCAUUACUGAUGUUGCCCUAUAAAUGUAAAAGUUUGGAUUUCUGAUUUUUGUUAUUUCACGUUUUGCGCAGCAGUGCAAAUCAACCUUUCAAGCAUUUUCUUCUCUGUAGGAUAAUCAACAAAAAAACAGUGAGGUACAUUCAUUUAAAUAUAGCAAACGGAUAUUUACUAAGCCAUAGGUUUUCCAGGUUGUGUAUUAUUUUUUCUUCUUUUUUUUUUUUUUUUUUGUUUUGUUUUUUUUGUGGCGAGGUCUUUUUCUACUAGAAUGUACAUUUAUGAAAAACAAAAGAUGACGAAAAAAUGCGUAAAAUGGACAAUUUUGUCAUUUCAGCUUAGCAAGCCUUAAGGGACCAACGCAUAAGAGCCAGGAUCUGCUCUUAUUUUCUUUUUUCCUUUUUUUUUUUUUUUAAGAAAAAAUAUAAAUAUAUACACAUAUAUAUAUAAAUAUA